Messenger RNA from Pimephales promelas (fathead minnow), 959 nucleotides. RefSeq names its product prefoldin subunit 2 (gene pfdn2). Gene Ontology annotation, cellular component: prefoldin complex. NCBI's taxonomy places the organism in Eukaryota, Metazoa, Chordata, Actinopteri, Cypriniformes, Leuciscidae. Gene Ontology annotation, biological process: protein folding. The record is from RefSeq and is a predicted model, not a curated record.
GGUUAGGGGUCCUGACUCGUGCGGUGCAGUUCAUCAUGGCGGCGAACAGUAGCAACAGCACGAGCGGUAAAAGCGCUGGAAAGCAGCCCUCUCCUUCUGCCGAGCAGGUGGUGGCGACCUUCCAGAGGAUGAGGCAGGAGCAGCGCAGUAUGGCCUCCAAAGCCGCAGAGUUUGAGAUGGAGAUCAAUGAACACAGCCUCGUCAUUGACACACUAAAGGAAGUAGAUCCCUCACGGAAGUGCUUUCGUCUCGUCGGCGGCGUGCUCGUGGAGCGGACCGUCAAAGAAGUUCUGCCAGCGUUGGAAAACAAUAAAGAACAGAUCUCGAAGAUCGUGGAGACGCUGAACACACAGAUGCAGGCUAAAGGGCGCGAGCUGACGGAAUACCGCGAGCGCUACAAUAUCCGGUUAGUGGGAGAGGACGAGAGGCAGGGCAAAGCGGACGCCAGUCAAGCCAAAGACAGCGACGGCGGCUCUAAAGGCGGCGCGGGAGUGCUCGUCUCGUAGUGCAUCGCCGCUUGGAAAACCGUGGCGCUUCAAUAUUGGCGGAGAGACUGAGUUGGCAUGUCUCCAUUUAGUCUUACACACGAAAGAGAGUGAAAGUCACAUUGUACAUUCAUUAUAUUAGAACCAUAAAACACACAUUUCAUUCAACAAGUCAUUUCUUUCUCACAAUUUUCCCGUUAUUUGCUUUCAAGUUCCAUUUAUGGCAAAUAAAUAUUCAACAUCAUUGAUGUGUGGUGACGCAUAAAUCCAGCAUCCUCAGAACGGUUAGACUUUCACUGCUCUGGGACUGCAGUCAUAACUAGUGUUUGCAGAGAGAGAUGAGUGUGACGGUGGACCGCAGAGCCACUCCAGCGUUUAUCAUGUCACGACUGUACGUUUGUGGACGAAGCCUUAUGUUUUUUGUUGUUUUUGUGGUUGUUUUGGUUAUUGAAUUAAAAAUACCGUUGAGCAAGA